AAGCCGACGAUCGUGAGUGUGCGUGUGUUCAUCCACCCCCAACGUCCUUCCCCAAAUCUUCCGCCGCUCAAUGAUGGGUCAGAGGAGCUCGUGAUAACCGCGACAAUGAGUGGAAUUGCAAGCAAGAACCUUUACGACCUCCUGGGCAACGACCCUGAGCAGGACCCGGACAGAGCCCCGGACCCUCCUACUCAGGUCGCCGACAGGCCGGUCGCCCGCUCUGGCAAGCGCAAUGCUGCCGCCGAAACCCCAGCUGCCGGAGGAGACAGACCAAGAGGUGGUGCUGCGCGUCGUGGCCGAGGACAAGAUGUUGUCCCGCUGAACGAACGCAUCGAGCAACCCGUGGACGGUCUUCGUGACGAUCGCCAUGCUAGGGGCACUCGUGGACGUGGCGAAGGUCGUCCCCGCGGCGAGCGUGGUGCAGGACGUGGAGGUCGAGGCUACUCUGGCCGCUUCACGCGUGCAAACCGCGAUGAUCGCGCCAGCCAUACUGGCAUUGCCGACAACGAGAAGCAAGCUGCUGCAGGAUGGGGUGGAAAUGACGGCAAUGCUGAGUGGAACGAUGAGAAAGCCGGCGAGGCCAUCGCAAAGGCAGAAACCAACGACGAGCCCGGCUUCACUCCCGACACUGGAGCUGGCGACCCAGCCUUCAGCAACGGCCCCGGUGCCCCAGGCGAAGUCGUUGAUGCAGAGGAUGCGGCCGCAGCCGAGCCGGAGGACAAGACCAAGUCUUACACCGAGUACCUCAAGGAGCAAGCUGAGAAGCGCCGCGCUCUUGGCGAGACGAGCCUUGCCAUCCGCCAGGCCAACGAAGGCUCCAAGCAAAAGGGCCCGCAAGGCAGCGCAUUCUCUCGCAACCCCGAAGAGGAGAACUUCAUCGUCGGAUCGGGAGGGAAGAAGCAACGCGAGAAGGCCAACCAGCAGAAGAAGGACACGCUCACCAUUGAUGGACAGUACUACGCCGCGCCCGACCCGGGCGACCGUGGCGGCCGCGGAGGCAGAGGUGGAGGACGCGGAGGGCGUGGCCGCGGUGAAGGCCGUGGUGAAGGUAGGGGAGAGUUCCGUGGUGGCAGGGGAGGACGUGGCGGCCGCGGUGACCGUGGUGACCGUGGCGAGUUCCGAGGCGGCAGCCGGGGCGAUAGAGGCGCUCCGCGCGGCGGCUUCAAUGCCACCGACUCCAACGCCUUCCCGGCGCUCGGAGCCUAGUGGUCCACCACUGCUGCCCCGGGGUGAUAUAAUGACGGCUACGUGCUGUUCAUGCAGUCCCUCCUGCAAGCCAUCCCCGGGCUUCCAUCUGUUCGCAGACACAACAUUCGUGCGGGUACUCGCCUGCGGCGACUAUCGAGAGUAGCUAGUUUAAGGAAAAGGAAUAGCGUUUCAAUGCAAGGCUUUUUCUCGAUUCUA
Messenger RNA from Neohortaea acidophila, 1404 nucleotides. RefSeq lists its product as uncharacterized. NCBI's taxonomy places the organism in Eukaryota, Fungi, Ascomycota, Dothideomycetes, Mycosphaerellales, Teratosphaeriaceae. The record is from RefSeq and is a predicted model, not a curated record. Gene Ontology annotation, cellular component: cytoplasm; nucleus. Gene Ontology annotation, molecular function: RNA binding. The transcript is spliced from 6 exons. The coding region runs from base 106 to 1206 and encodes 366 amino acids.